Molecule: messenger RNA, 550 nt
Organism: Dicrocoelium dendriticum
Lineage: Eukaryota; Metazoa; Platyhelminthes; Trematoda; Plagiorchiida; Dicrocoeliidae
Source: the annotation of a GenBank genome assembly
AUUUGAUUCAGGCGCGUGAAAUAUCAUGAGGCUACGGCGCCUCAGGUCGUUAGACACUGCUCUUGGUUUCUUCGAUGUUUGUAUUUUCCAUUCGUUAUCGUCAAUUUGUUUAUUGCAAACUGGAGGUGUACUGCCAACUGAACAUAUUGUCGGCCUUGAGAGAGAUCCUGACGGAACUUUAGUAUCUUGGUUCCGGGAUGGACGCGAUGUACUAGGCACUGGCUGCUUCCCUGCCUGUGGUGUAGCACAAGGCGAGCUGGCCAUUUUAGAGCAUUUCGUUGUACUGGUCCACUUGCUAGACGUGUUGGUUCUAUUCUGCGCAAGUUUAGCUUGGCACAGUUUACAAACGAUCUUCAAAAAUUCGUUCUGAAUACCCUGGAUUACACGAAAUUGGUCAACUGUAAGACCAACACACGAAAUAUGAAGCUUAACACAGCAGAGACUGCAUGUAAUUGCGUUAGCUCGAUGCCCAACGACUUUGCAGCACAUUCCACAAGGUGACUGCUUCGCCAUUUCAAAAAAGGUACCGAUCGAUAAGAGAAAAUCAGUG